Periophthalmus magnuspinnatus is the source of this 1370-nucleotide messenger RNA. It is a transcript of the gene coxfa4l3, whose product is annotated as chromosome 3 C15orf48 homolog. Bases 269 to 526 code for a protein of 85 amino acids. Lineage: Eukaryota; Metazoa; Chordata; Actinopteri; Gobiiformes; Gobiidae. The transcript is spliced from 4 exons. The record is from RefSeq and is a predicted model, not a curated record.
GACUGUGAUGGUGCGAUCGAGAGGAGGCAGGAGGAGACAGGAGGAGGCAGAAGGUGUACGUGCGCCUCACCUCGUCCUCACUGUGACUUUCAGAACAAAACCGAGACGCACAGAGACGUUUGUUUCACACAAGACCGCGACGUCAUCCCGCAGGUGAGAGAAGCAGAGGGCACGUGACCCACCUCGCGUCACCUCAAACUUUUAGUAAAAACAGACUAAUUUAACGGAUAACGUCUGAUUUUAACGGUGCUGCGGUCACUGAGUGAAAAUGAAAGGAUUUAUGCAACUUUUAAAGAAGAAGAAGGAGUUGAUUCCUUUGAUCGGCUUCAUGGCGUUUGCCGCUGCCGGAGCCACCACUGCCUCCCUCUAUUUCCUCUUCACCAAAACCGACAUCGUCAUCAAUAAAAGCGGUAAUCCUGAGCCCUGGGAACAAGUGGACCCAACCAAGCCACAAAAGCUGCUCACCAUACACCAGCAGUGGAAGCCCAUCGAGGAGCUGCAGGCCCUCAAGAAACUGCAGAAGUGAAGCCUCCUGCUCCACAGCGCCCCCAUCAGUCCAACAGAAUCCUCCAGCCCUGCUCCACUGCGCCCCCAUCAGUCCAACAGAAUCAUCCAGCCCUGCUCCACAGCGCCCCCAUCAGUCCAACAGAAUCCUUUCUGCACAAACUCCGCUUCAGACGCUCAGUGUGCGGAAACGCUUCUGCUGCACUGGUGGGGUUAGUCACUAUGUGUGUCCUGCUCCUCCACCGAAAGACAUCCACCUGUUCAGAUGUGUUUGUUUGUUUGUUUUCUAUUGUUCGGUUUGACGGGUUUGAGUUGAAUGCACUGCAGUAUGAGCUCAGGACUAUAGUUUAAAGAAAGCGUUUUAAGUGUUUUUGUGGGGUUUUUUGUCUGUUUUUUUUAGCGUUCUCCCAUGUUAUAACAUUGUUCACUCAUCAAAAACAUGGCUGAAGUGAUUUUAGAUCUUAUCCGUGCAUGUUUUAUACAUUUAGCGAUCUUUCCCAGGCCCUUUCUCACCGUUAGAUCUAAGAUUCUGUCCAAUUCUUCGCUCACAAGCCUACAUUCUCUGCCUGAAUACUCAAAAACACAAAGCUAAACGUACACUACAACUUCACAAACCUGGCGUGAUGUGCAGUAGUUUCAUUAGCUGGUGCACGCUGGUUGUGUAGUGGUAGCGCUUUGAAGGGGGAGUGACUUAAUGCGGAGAUGAAGGGCAGGGGGAGGGGACUGGGAGCCUGAAAACGAUGCAGCUUUUAAACGUACAUGUGAAUAUUAAUAACGCUUCAGUGUGUCGUGUAUUUAAUGUGAUAUAUAAAUAAAUAAAUUAAUAAAAGUUGAAUGUACAUUUGAAAUAAACAAUUGUGAACUUG